UCGCAGGCGGAGUAGAGCCCGGAGCCCGGGCAGGAUGCGCCUCGCCGCCCCGCCGCUCCUGCUGCCGGCCCUGCUGCUGCUGCUGGCCGCGCUCCCCGUCCGGGGCCGCCGGGAGCCCCCCGCGCCGGGGCCGCCAUUGGCCGCGCAGGGCCCCGCCAACGCCAGCCGGCCGCCGCCGGAGCCUCUGGGCGCCCCCGGGAACCACAGCGGCGCCCAGGUCAGCCUCCUGCCCGCGCUGCUCCGGGACCUGUCCGCGCUCAAGGCCGCGGUGAUCGGGGCGUGUGUCCUCAGCGCCGGCCUCAUCGGCUGCCUGCUGCUGCGGGUCUGCAGGUCUGGCAAGAGGAUUAAGAAGACACGGAAGUACGACAUAAUCACAACCCCGGCUGAGCGAGUAGAAAUGGCCCCUCUGAACGAAGAUGAGGAUGAUGAUGAAGACUCGACAGUGUUUGAUGUGAAAUACAGGUAAAGCUGUUCCAUGGAUCGCUGGUUCCCUGUGAGAAGUCAGUCAGCUGUCGAGAGCCCUGCUGAAGCCUUAACUGUGAAGGAGAAGCUUUCAUCUCUGCAAUAUUGAAACCAAAACAAACAUUGCCUCCGCCGUGAUGUGAUUUAUACAGCACACAGCAGCGGGGUGUUUGAUUCUCUGCCCAAAAUAUCACUAUUAAACUCCUAGUUUCCACACUUCCACAGUAGAAUGACCUGAGAUCUUCCUCGUAGACUCUGCUCUGUUGCUUGAAGAGGCUGUGGGGUUGCUAAAGCAUAUGGGGUGAAUACAGCACUGUGUAUAGACUUUCAGCACUCACUGGUCCAAAUACAUUUUGUAAAAGGAGGGAACCCCCCUCCCCCCCAAAUCAGACCCCAAAAGACUUUCUUCUCUAAAAGCUGAAUCCGAUACUUUUGGUCUCUGUUAAACAGAUCUCGUGUUUUAAAAACUUGGAAUUGUAUGAUCCUGGGCCUAGAGAAAUACUUGCCCAUCUCUAUGAAGGCUGGUGGCUGAAACUGUGCUGAAAUGUUACAGUGUGUGUGGUGGUGGGUUUUUUAUUAUUUUUUUUUUUUUAUUUUGUGACUGUUGUAAAAAAUUGUAAUGACUUGCUACUGAUUUUUAACAAUUGCACUAAACCCUC
Messenger RNA from Trachemys scripta elegans, 1121 nucleotides. It is a transcript of the gene FAM174B, whose product is annotated as family with sequence similarity 174 member B. The coding region runs from base 35 to 466 and encodes 143 amino acids. Lineage: Eukaryota; Metazoa; Chordata; Testudines; Emydidae. The transcript is spliced from 3 exons. The record is from RefSeq and is a predicted model, not a curated record.